This is a messenger RNA of Perognathus longimembris pacificus (Pacific pocket mouse), 2642 nucleotides long. It is a transcript of the gene Esco2, whose product is annotated as establishment of sister chromatid cohesion N-acetyltransferase 2. NCBI's taxonomy places the organism in Eukaryota, Metazoa, Chordata, Mammalia, Rodentia, Heteromyidae. Bases 50 to 1879 code for a protein of 609 amino acids. Gene Ontology annotation, biological process: mitotic sister chromatid cohesion. Gene Ontology annotation, molecular function: protein-lysine-acetyltransferase activity. The record is from RefSeq and is a predicted model, not a curated record. Gene Ontology annotation, cellular component: chromatin; nucleus. The transcript has 11 exons.
GCCGCGGCCCCCGCCGUCUCCGGGCGCGCCCAGGAGUUCGCUUAAGAAGAUGGCAGUGUUCACCCCAAGAAAGCGGAAGCGGAAUUUUUUGAACUGUGACAGUCUGUUAUCAGACAUUCCAUCACAGGAAUUAAUUUUGAACCUCACUGAAAGUCUAUUUCCAUCACCUAAAAAGUACAUUUGUCAGAACGGUGAUAAAAAAGAAGAUGGAGGACAUUGCUUUCCACAAGACCAUUUGAUUUCAAGUCCACGCAAAACAACUACAAAAACCGGAUUGUCAUCUGCAAGUCACAUCUCGCCAUUUAAAUCUGCUGUGUCCACCGUGUCUUUUUACAACAAAGAUAAGUUGUACCUCAAUCCACUGGAGAGAAAGCUGAUAAGAGAGAGUAGAUCUCGUCUGCAGACUAAUGGUGAAGAUAAACCUAUACUCCUUGUGCCUGAAAAACUGCAAGGAAAACCAGUCCCUAUCAAAAAGAAGAAGAAAAAAACACAGAAGAGUUUAACUGCUAAGUGUCAACGAAGUUAUACACACAUCAAGCAUGUAUCAAGAGAGUCUGGAAAUUCCAAGCAAAAUCAAAUGACAAAUAAGCCUUUUGUGAAGAAAGAACGUAAUUGUUAUCUAGCUGAAAGUAAUCCCAAUACUCCGCGGGUUCUAAGCCAAAAGGUAAAACCACAGGUUACACUCCAAGGUGGAGCUGCAUUUUUUGUUAGUAGGAAAAAAAUGUCUCUUAAAAAAUUGUCACUAGACGACCCAAUAUCACCAGGAGUCACACAAAAAAGCAGACCAGAAACAAUCAGAGAUUCUGAUUCAGAGGUUGUAUGUAAGAGAAAAACUUUGGUGGAGAAUCAAGUGUUGGAGUGCUCGUUACUAGAAGAGAAUGGUGAACUACUACCUGCAAGAAGUACAAACAAAGAGAAAUUCAUAAAGGAUUCAUCUGGUGCAGUAGUUUCUUCAAAGAAAUAUAAACUCGAUGAAGGUAACAAUUUUCCUUCAGAGAAUUCUGUUGAAAACAAGACAAUUUCUCCUGAGUCGACUGUCUACCCCAUCUUUAAUGUGUCUUCAGUCAGUGCAAAAAGAUCUACAGCUGAAGAACAGACUUCUUUGGGAUCCAUGAGUGGUAUUAAGUGCUUGAAACAGGCUAAUCUUCAGAAAAAUAUAAACAUAAGAGAUACGAAUAAAGAAACAAAAGACCAGCUCAUCAUUGAUGCAGGUCAGAAACAUUUUGGGACUACCAUGUGUAAGUCUUGUGGCAUGAUCUACUCUGCUGCCAACCCUGAGGAUGAACUGCAGCACGCCCAGCACCACCAGAGAUUCCUGGAGGGAGUCAAGUACGUGGGCUGGAAAAAAGAGAGAGUGGUUGCGGAGUUUUGGGAUGGAAAAAUUGUGUUGAUUCUGCCGCAUGAUCCAAGUUACGCCCUGAGAAAGGUAGAAGAUGUAAAAGAACUUGUGGAUCAAGAGUUGGGUUUCCAGCAAGCCAUUCCCAAGUGUUCAGAUAAAACCAAAACUUUUCUCUAUGUAUCUGAUGAAAAGAGAGUAGUUGGGUGUUUAAUUGCAGAACCUAUCAAACAGGCCUUCCGUGUCCUGUCAGAACCACCUGACCCAGAAUCCGCAAGCUCUAAAGAAAGUCCUAGAGCUUGGCAGUGUUCGAAUGUGCCAGAACCUGCCAUCUGUGGGAUCAGCAGGAUCUGGGUUUUCAAACUGAAAAGAAGGAAGCGCAUUGCAAGACGACUGGUGGACACUGUCAGGAAUUGCUUCAUGUUUGGCUGUUUUCUCAGCACCAAUGAAAUAGCAUUUUCUGACCCAACACCAGAUGGCAAGUUAUUUGCAACCAAGUACUGCAAUACCCCUAAUUUCCUUGUAUACAAUUUUAAUAGUUAAAGCCAAUUCUAAUGAUAAAACUGAUGUGGUGUAGCUAAGUUCAGCUAGUUUAUCAGUCAACAUUAGCUAACAUCAAAAUAAAAAGUGAGGCAUGCAUCUCUGCCAAAUGUCGUACCUUGAGUUAGAAAGUCAGAGUAAAUUCACUGGAAACCACCUAAACUUCCCAGAAAGAGAAAAGUAUUGGACAAUACUGAAUAGCACUCGAGUUCUUCAUUGUGAAACAUUAUAGCUAUAAGUAAAAAUCACUUGCUUUCUCUGUGAGAGCCUUGACUUUUUCUACAGAAAUGGGGUCACUUGUCCUUUAAGAACUGUUAAACUUUUAAGCUAGGAUUAAUUCCUGUUCAUCAGAAGCCAAGAGGCAAAUUAAAUCCAGGCCAGUAAUUUACCUACUUAGGUUUUCAAGCUAAUGCCUCCAUUUGCUAUAAGGAGUUCUUACAUAGGCACAGAUCUGUAGCCAUGUAAUUGAAGGUAUUUAGGUGUCUUGAAUUUCAGUUUAUUCAGUAAGACUUGAUGGUAAGGAAUGAGUAAAGUAUCCCAAAUCUACAUAUGUAGAACAGAAUUUUGUAGUUGUGUUUUGAUCUUUUUACAGAUCAUUCAAAUGCACACUAGAUUAAAAUUUAAGUUCUAUUCUGCACUGUUGUCAUUCCAUUAAUUUCUGUCAAAUGAAAAGUGUUGGCUGUGCUACCUCAGAGGACUUGUCACUUAGAACGGAGGCCAUUCACAGAAUGGAUGCCCCAUUGCAUCCGAUGGCUCAAUGGUGGAC